This is a messenger RNA of Adelges cooleyi (spruce gall adelgid), 1725 nucleotides long. RefSeq lists its product as uncharacterized. Bases 49 to 1476 code for a protein of 475 amino acids. The transcript is spliced from 3 exons. The record is from RefSeq and is a predicted model, not a curated record. Lineage: Eukaryota; Metazoa; Arthropoda; Insecta; Hemiptera; Adelgidae.
ACAAACACGGAAAGACAGCGCGAAUACCGAGCACGCAAGAAAUGGAAGAUGGAUAACCCUGAUUCGGCGGACUUAACGACGACGCAGAAAGAUGAGCGAAAGAAACCACCGAAAACAAGAGCGGAAAUACAGCGCGAAUACCGAGCGCGCAAAAAAUUAGAGAUAUAUAACCCUGAUGCGGCGGACUCUAUGACGAUGCAGGUAGAUGAGCGAAAGAAACUACCGAAAACAAGAGCGGCAAUACAGCGCGAAUACCGAGCGCGCAAAAAAUUAGAGAUAUAUAACCCUGAUGCGGCGGAGCUAAUGCCGACGCAGAAAGAUAAACGAAAGGAACCACCGAAGACAAACACGGAAAGACAGCGCGAAUACCGAGCACGCAAGAUAUUGAAGAUUGAUAACCCUGAUGCGGCGGACUCUACGACGACGCAGAUAGAUGAGCGAAAGAAACCACCGAAAACAAGAGCGGAAAUACAGCGCGAAUACCGAGCGCGCAAAAAAUUAGAGAUAUAUAACCCUGAUGCGGCGGACUCUACGACGAUGCAGGUAGAUGAGCGAAAGAAACUACCGAAAACAAACAUGGAAAGACAGCGCGAAUACCGAGCACGCAAGAAAUUGAAGAUGGAUAACCCUGAUUCGGCGGACUUAACGACGACAAAGAAAGAUGAGCGAAAGAAACUACCGAAAACAAACAUGGAAAGACAGCGCGAAUACCGAGCACGCAAGAAAUUGAAGAUGGAUAACCCUGAUUCGGCGGACUUAACGACGACAAAGAAAGAUGAGCGAAAGGAACCACCGAAGACAAACACGGAAAGACAGCGCGAAUACCGAGCGUGCAAAAAAUUGGAGAUAUAUAACCCUGAUGCGGCGGACCCCACGACGACGCAGCUAGAUAAACGAAAGAAACCACCGAAAACAAGAGCGGAAAUACAGCGCGAAUACCGAGCGCGCAAAAAAAUAGAGAUAUAUAACUCUGAUGCGGCGGAUUCUACGACGAUGCAGGUAGAUGAGCGAAAGAAACUACCGAAAACAAACACGGAAAGACAGCGCGAAUACCGAGCGCGCAAAAAAUUGGAGAUUGAUAACCCUGAUGCGGCAGACCCUACGACGCCGCAGAUAGAUGAGCGAAAGGAACCACCGAAAACAAGAGCGGAAAUACAGCGUGAAUACCGAGCACGCAAGAUAUUGAAGAUUGAUAACCCUGAUGCGGCGGACCCUACGACGACGCAGAUAGAUGAGCGAAAGAAACCACCGAAAACAAGAGCGGAAAUACAGCGCGAAUACCGAGCACGCAAGAUAUUACAACCUGCCAAGAAUGUCGCAGAAGAGAUGGAAAUUCGCGACGUAAACCAUUCGUACGUUUCGCCACCUUGCUCUCCCGCCGACCUACAAUUCGACAAGCGCUUCACGUCACAAAACUCGUUGACACACAACUCUGUCAAAGAGUCAUUGCAAGUUUGGGACGUGAGAUUGCGCUAACUGGUAAAAUGAUCAAGUGGCACCAAAGUCUACUCAGCGCACUCUUCAAGAAUAUAGAUGAAGAGAAGAAAGUUCUACAUAUUUUAGAGAACAAGCAAAAGAAUAUGAACACCCUACAGCGUCCAACCAGAUCCGACGUCUAGCUGUCUUUGUUGGAGAAACUUGCGUUGAUACAAAAGUAAAAGUUGAAAUUGAAGGAAACGGUGGUCUUUUGGAUUCGCAAACAAUAAACUACAAAAAUACUUUUAG